AUGGUUGUAUGUAGUCUACUACUCUACGGUGCCUACUACUGCCUCGGCAAAGUCGCACAUUACGCCUUUGAUGCGGUACUAAUAUCCGCCUUCCUCGCCGGCGUCCGACGUUCAACUGGCCUCACACCGUACGACUACAAGAUCGGAGCUAAAGCUAAACCCAGUCCCAGUGUAAAGCCAGAUACAUUUGGUGAGAACCCGAGCGCCCAGAAGUGGUUUGAAAGCUACCUUUGGGUCGGCGAGACGGUCAUGGACUCGAGUGUCGCGUUCUUCGGCUCCAGUUCCUACUUUGAGCGCAAGCGAUAG
Alternaria atra is the source of this 306-nucleotide messenger RNA. RefSeq lists its product as uncharacterized. Gene Ontology annotation, cellular component: cytoplasm. The transcript is spliced from 4 exons. The record is from RefSeq and is a predicted model, not a curated record. Lineage: Eukaryota; Fungi; Ascomycota; Dothideomycetes; Pleosporales; Pleosporaceae. Bases 1 to 306 code for a protein of 101 amino acids.